AGAUUCGAUCACGUGACAGUCCGGAGGCUGGAACCCGGCAGGUUGCGUAAAGCGCAGGGUAUUGACAAAAACAAACGGCGACGGCUCUGCAGCAGGGUCUAUGGCCGAGGCGGUGAGACCCCAGCGCCGGGCCAAGGCCAAGGCCAGCCGGACUAAAAGCAAGGAAAAGAAAAAAUAUGAAACCUUGCAGAGGGAAGAGCCUGAUGAAAUUUUUCUUCCAAAAUCCUCCAGAGAGCAGGAAAGCUUUUCUCCAUCCUGUGAAUUCAAAGGCGACCAUCUGAAGGUGUUAACUGAGUCCCAGCUCCAAAAUGAGGCCAGUGGACAAAAUGAAAGUGAAAUGUUUGAUGUACCCCUCACCUCCUUAAAUAUAAGCAAUGAGGGGUCCCUGAGUAACCCAGAGCCCCUGAAGGAAGGGGGAGAUCUUGGAACCUGUGUGGGGGACUGUACAGUCAAGCCAAAGGUUGACCCUGAAGACAAUGUUGGAACUACAGUAGAAACCCCCAAGAACUUUACAGAGGUAGAGGAAAAUAAAUUGGUGCAAUGUGGACUUUCGGAAAGCACAUUUCGAUCUAGUUUUUCAUAUACUCAGCAGGAAAUGGAAAACUUAGAAGUUAGAGAAAUUCAGAAUAGGAAAGAAGACAGACAAGCCCUAGGUUGUUCUUCAGAGGUGCUACAAAAUGUUGGCUUGCAGAGCUCUUGUGAAGCCAAACAUAUUUUAAAGCCACCUGGAGUGAAGAAACUGUAUCCCCAGCUGCCAGCGGACAUGGCUGGAGAAGUACCAGCUUUGGUGGCCGUGAAACCCUUGCUUCGUAGUGAGCGACUCUACCCAGAACUCCCAUCUCAACCAGAACUGGUACCUUUUACUAAAGAACAGCUGAAAAUCUUGGAGCCUGGUUCAUGGCUGGAAAACAUUGAGUCAUAUUUGGAAGAAUUUGACAGCAUGGCUCAUCAGGACAGGCAUGAAUUUUAUGAGUUGCUUUUGAACUACUCACGAUGUAGGAAGCAACUGCUGCUGGCCGAAGCUGAGCUGCUCACUUUGACAUCUGAUUGCCAAAAUGCUAAAAGUCGGCUGUGGCACUUUAAGGAGGAACAAAUGUCUGUACAGGGUAUCUGUGCAGAUCAAGUGAAAGUUUCCGGCUAUCAUCGCUACCAACGAGUGGAGAUGAAUGAAAAUGCACUGGGGGAGCUAAAGAAGCUAUUUGAUGCCAAAUCUGAGCACCUCCACCAGACCCUGGCCCUGCAUUCUUACACUGCUGUGCUCUCGAGAUUGCAAGUGGAGUCUUAUAUCUACGCGUUGCUCAAUAGUUCGGCUGUUCUGAGAUCUUUAGCAAUUCAUCAGCAAGGCCAAGCUUCUAAACAGACAGAAAGCAUUCCCUCUGAUCUGUGUCAUCUGAAGGAAUGCAUCAGUGUCUUAUUCAUGUUCACCAGGAGAGUCAGUGAAGAUACUCAGUUCCAUGAUGAUAUUCUUCUCUGGCUGCAGAAAUUGGUAUCAGUACUACAAAGAGUUGGCUGUCCUGGAGAUCACCUCUUCCUUUUAAACCAUAUUCUUCGAUGCCCAGCUGGUGUUAGUAAAUGGGCUGUUCCCUUCAUCCAGAUCAAGGUGUUGAAUAACCCAUCAGGGGUCUUUCAUUUUAUGCAGUCCCUUGCCCUGCUGAUGUCUCCCGUCAAAAAUCGAGCCGAGUUUAUGUGCCACAUGAAGCCCAGUGAGCGGAAGCCAUCUUCCUCGGGGCCUGGGUCUGGGACCUGGACGCUAGUAGAUGAGGGAGGAGAAGAGGAUGAAGACCCUGAGACCAGUUGGAUUCUCCUUAAUGAGGAUGACUUGGUUAUCCUUUUAUCACAGUUCCCAUUUCAUGAGCUCUUUCAACAUCUUCUUGGGUUUAAAGCAAAGGGUGAUUAUUUACCUGAAACAACAAGACCUCAAGAGAUGAUGAAAAUUUUUGCCUUUGCCAACUCAUUGGUGGAACUGCUGGCUGUGGGGUUAGAAACCUUUAACAGAGCACGCUACAGGCAGUUUGUGAAGCGAAUUGGUUAUAUGAUCAGGAUGACCCUUGGCUAUGUGAGUGACCACUGGGCACAGUAUGUGAGUCAUAACCGAGGCUCAGGUUUGGCCCUGCAGCCCUACUCCAUGGAGAAACUACAGAUUGAAUUUGAUGAGCUGUUUUUGAGGGCUGUCCUACAUGUGCUGAAAGCCAAAAGACUUGGCAUUUGGCUGUUUAUGUCCGAAAUGCCCUUCGGGACGCUGUCGGUCCAAAUGCUCUGGAAGCUUUUCUACCUCAUGCACCAGGUGGAGAGCGGGAACCUGCAGCAGCUUUGCUCCAUUCUCCAGCCUGCCCAGUGCAAGCAGCAGCUCCAAGACCCAGAACAUUUUGCGAACUUUGAGAAGUGUCUUUCUUCCAUGAAUAGCUCUGAAGAGAUUUGCCUUCUGACUACCUUUGCUCAGAUGGCUCAGGCCAGAAGAACCGACAUGGAUGAGGACUUCAUCAAAAUUAUUGUUUUGGAGAUAUACGAGGUAUCUUAUGUUACCUUGUCCACCAGAGAGACUUUUUCAAAGGUCGGUCGAGAGCUUUUAGGGGCUAUCACGGCUGUUCACCCUGAGACAAUUUCUGUCCUUUUGGACAGAGUUCAAGAGACCAUUGACCAAGUUGGAAUGGUUUCUCUAUACUUGUUUAAAGAACUGCCUUUGUAUCUCUGGCGACCUUCUGCCUCAGAGAUAGCUGUGAUUCGGGAUUGGUUAUUGAAUUACAACCUGACAGUGGUGAAGAAUAAACUGGCCUGUGUUAUUCUAGAAGGACUGAAUUGGGGAUUUGCUGAACAGGGUACCCUGCAUCUGGAUCAAGCAGUCCAUGCUGAAGUGGCUUUAAUGGUUCUUGAAGGUUAUCAGAAGUACCUUGCACAGAAGCCGUAUGCUGGGCUUCUUUCUGAAAGUAUGAAGCAGGUUUCAUAUUUGGCCAGCAUUGUUCGAUAUGGAGAGACACCUGAGACCUCAUUUAACCAAUGGGCCUGGAAUUUGAUCUUGAGGUUAAAACUGCACAAAAACGAUUAUGGAGUACAGCAGAGUUGUCCAACUGUUCCCUUCUCCAGCACUGUGCCUGACAUGACAGAGUCACCCACGUUUCAUCCUCUCUUGAAGGCUGUGAAAGCGGGCAUGCCCAUUGGCUGUUAUCUAGCCUUAUCUAUGACAGCUGUGGGCCACAGCAUCGAGAAGUUCUGUGCAGAAGGCAUCUCACUGUUGGGAAUUCUGGUCCAGUCGAGGCACUUGAGAACAGUGGUGCAUGUCCUGGAUAAGAUCCUACCUUUGUUCUACCCUUGCCAGUAUUAUCUUCUAAAGAAUGAGCAGUUUUUGUCUCACCUCCUCUUGUUCCUACACUUGGACAGUGGCGUGCCUCAGGGUGUCACGCAGCAGGUUACCCACAAGGUGGCACAGCACCUGACAGGAGCCAGCCACGGGGACAAUGUGAAGCUUCUCAACAGCAUGAUCCAGGCACACAUAUCUGUAAGCACUCAGCCCAACGAAGUGGGUCCCGUUGCUGUGUUGGAAUUCUGGGUUCAGGCUCUCAUAAGCCAACGGCUUUGGUACCGGGAGCAGCCUGUCCUCUUCCUCAUGGACCACUUGUGUAAAACAGCUUUUCAGCUGAUGCAGGAAGACUGUGUGCAGAAACUGCUCUACCAGCAGCAUAAGAACGCGUUGGGUUACCACUGUGACCGGAGUCUGCUCUCUUCUUUGGUGAGCUGGAUCAUGGCGGGCAACAUCACUCCUUCCUUCGUGGAGGGCCUGGCCACGCCCACUCAGGUCUGGUUUGCAUGGACAGUACUGAACAUGGAAUCUAUCUUUGAAGAAGACUCCCAGCUCCGAAGAGUUGUUGAAGGGGAAUUGGUUAUAAACUCUGCUUUCAGCCCUGACCAAGCUCUGAAGAAAGCCCAGGCCCAGCUGAAGCUCCCCAUCGUGCCAUCCCUCCAGAGGCUGCUGAUUUAUCGCUGGGCCCACCAGGCUCUGGUCACGCCUUCUGAUCACCCUCUCCUGCCGCUCAUUUGGCAGAAGUUCUUCCUUCUGUAUCUUCACCGUCCAGGACCGCAAUAUGGGCUACCCAUAGAUGGUUGUAUUGGAAGAAGAUUUUUUCAGAGUCCUGCUCAUAUCAAUUUGUUGAAAGAUAUGAAGAGGCGUCUGAGCGAGGUGGCUGACUUCCACCACGCUGCGAGCAAAGCCCUCCGAGUUCCAGCAGAGGGCAGCGAAGGGCUGCCAGGGAGCCAGGCUGGCACCCCUGGGUACCUGACAUCGCCAGAACUGCACACGGAGCUGGUGAGGCUCUUCAAUGUAUACAUAUUAUGGCUAGAAGAUGAGAACUUUCAAAAAGGAGAUACCUAUAUCCCUUCUCUACCAAAGCACUAUGAUAUUCACAGGCUUGCAAAAGUGAUGCAGAAUCAGCAGGAUCUGUGGGUAGAGUAUUUGAACAUGGAGCGCAUAUAUCAUGAGUUUCAGGAAACGAUCGGUCUGUGGACGCAGGCCAAGCUCGAGUCCCAUUCCACACCCUGCAGUUUGUCGGUGCAGCUGGACUUCACUGAUCCUUUGUUGGCUAAAGAAAGGGUUUUGAGUAACUUGCAGAAGCAUGAGGCUCCCCAGCCUCCCCUCGUUCUGCACCCGAUGAGGCCCCCUGUGCCAGUUAUUUCCUCAGCCGCACUACUGAGUCAGAAGGACGCCACCCAGCUGGUGUGCACAGACCUGAAUCUGUUGCAGCAGCAGGCCAGAACUGCAGCUCUUCGGGAAUCUCAACAGGUUGCCCUGGAUGGUGAGCUGUUAGACACGAUGCCCAAACAGUAUGUUAAUCGAGAAGAGCAGACCACACUGCAUUUGGAGUGUAGAGGCAGUAGCGGUAAGAAAUGCCAAGGAGCCGCAGUUGUAACAGUUCAGUUUGAAGGCAUGAAUAAGAAUGAAGCAAUAAGCCAACAGCUUCAUGGUUUGCGAAAAGAAGUGAAGCAGUUGCAAGCAGAAGCUGCUAAACCGCCGUCACUUAACGUUGUGGAAGCUGCGGUGCAUGCAGAAAACUUGAUUACGGCCUUAGUGAAUGCCUACAAGUUGCAGCCUACACCUGGGGUUCAGAAAGUUGGCAUUAGCCUUUUCUUCACUGUUGUGGAUUAUGUCAGCGAUGAAACGCAGCGUCAUCCCCCCACAAGGCAGUUCUUUACUUCAUGCAUUGAGAUCUUGGGACAGGUGUUUAUCAGUGACACUAAAUCAGAGUGCAAAAAAGUACUCCAGACCAUUCUGAAGAAUAGAAGGCUCUGCUCUCUUUUGUCUCCUUUCUUCACUCCCAAUGCUGCUCCUGCAGAGUUCAUACAGCUGUAUGAGAAAGUGGUGAAGUUUCUAAGUGAGGACAACAGCGAUAUGAUUUUCAUGCUGCUAACCAAGUUCGAUCUUAAGCAAUGGUUAAACGCCACUAAACCUCCUCUGUCUGAUCGUACCAGGCUGCUGGAGUCCAUUCAUUUGGCACUUACUGCCUGGGGCCUUGAACCAGAUGAGGAUAUUUUGAUGCCAUUUAAUCUUUUCUGUAAGCACUGGACUUUCCUUCUUCUCUACCAGUUCCCUGACCAGUACAGUGACAUUCUCAGGCUGCUGAUGCAAAGCUCUGCGGAGCAGCUGCUGAGCCCGGAGUGUUGGAAGGCUACUCUGAGAGCCCUGGGCUGCUGCGCCCCGAGCUGCCAGCAGGGGGCAGCUCCUGCCGAGAGCACCGUGCUUGUGAGCUCUUCAGAUGCUCUCUUGUCAGACAAGCAGGUAAUGGAGACUAUACAGUGGCUUUCAGACUUUUUCUAUAAGCUUCGGUUAUCCAAGUUGGACUUUAAAAGCUUUGGUUUAUUCUCAAAAUGGAGUCCUUACGUGGCUGAUGUGAACACACUCUUGGGCUAUCUUGUGAAAAGGCUGAUUGACUCAGAAAUGGCCUACUUGGCCCAAGACCCAUCUGCCAGCAGCAAAACAGUGCUUAGAUCUCUCCAUUCAGUAAUCAUUCAGCUCUUUAAGCCAUGGAUCCUGGUUUUAGAGGACAAUGAAAGCAGCCAACAACGAUAUUACCCUUGGCUGGAGAGUGAUGCUGUGGUGGCCUCAAGCAUUGUGCAGUUGUUCACCGACUGUAUUGACUUACUGCAUGAGAGUUUUAAAGAUAGGCUAUUGCCAGGCGAUGGAGCCCUUCGGUUACACCUGAUGCAUUAUUGUGAGGCAUGUACAGCACCCAAGAUGCCGGAGUUCAUCCUGUACGCUUUUCAUAGCGCGUACCGGACACUCCACUGGAAGGACCUGCACCCUGACCAGAUGCUCAUGGAGGCCUUCUUCAAAGUGGAACGAGGAAGCCCCAAGAGCUGCUUCUUAUUUUUGGGGUCUGUACUCUGUGAAGUCAAUUGGGUCAGUGUCCUCUCCGAUGCCUGGAAUCCCAGUCCUCACCCAGAAACCCAGAGCAUGAUUGUCUGCCUCCUUUUUAUGAUGAUUUUAUUGGCAAAGGAAGUUCAGCUAGUAGAACAAACAGAUUCACCUUUGCUUAGUCUCCUUGGACAGACAAGCUCACUUUCGUGGCACCUGGUGGAUAUUGUGUCGUACCAGAGUGUGCUGGGUUAUUUCAGCAGUCAUUACCCACCAUCCAUCAUCUUGGCGAAGGAAUCUUCUGCUGAGUUAAUCGUGAAACUCUUGAAAGUAUCUGCAGGCCUUUCCAUUCCUACUGACAGCCAGAAACAUCUUGAUGCAGUUCCAAAAUGCCGAGCUUUCACUCAUCAGAUGGUUCAAUUUCUCAGCAACCUGGAACAAAAUGGAAAAAUCACCUUAGCGGUCCUAGAACAGGAAAUGUCUAAGCUCUUAGAUGAUAUCAUUGUCUUUAACCCGCCAGACAUGGACAGCCAGGCCCGCCACAUGGCCCUCAGCAGCCUCUUCACCGAAGUCCUAAUGAUGAUGAACAAUGCAGCUGUUCCCACGGCAGAGUUCCUCCGGGGCAGCAUCCGGACCUGGAUUGGCCAAAAAGUGCAUGGGCUAGUAGUGCUACCCCUUUUAACCGCCGCCUGCCAGAGCCUGGCUUCCGUCCGCCACAUGGCGGAGACUGCAGAAGCCUGCAUCACUGCCUACUUCAAAGAAAGCUCCCUCAAUCAAAAUUUAGGAUGGGGCCCCAUCCUGGUGUCCCUUCAAGUUCCUGAGCUCACCAUAGAAGAAUUCCUGCAGGAGUGCCUAGCUCUCGGCAGUUACUUGACGCUUUACGUCUACCUGCUUCAGUGUUUGAAUAGCGAACAAACUCUAAGGAACGAAAUGAAAGUGCUCCUUAUCUUAAGCAAGUGGUUGGAACAGGUGUAUCCAGGCUCCGUGCAGGAAGAGGCAAAGCUGUUUUUGUGGUGGCACCAAGUCCUGCAGCUGUCCCUGAUCCAGACGGAGCAGAAUGACUCCGUCCUGACAGAAUCUGUCAUUCGAAUCCUGCUCAUGCUUCAGGGCAGGCAGAGCCUUGUGGCAGAGGAGAGGCUCAGCUCUGGGAUCCUGGGGGCAAUCGGGCUGGGCCGGAAGUCGCCCUUGUCUAACAGGUUCCGCGUGGUUGCCCGAGGCAUGGCCGCCUUCCUUUCAGUUCAGGUUCCUGCAGAAGAUCAGAUCCGUUUGAGGCCUGGCACUGAGUUACAUCUGACCCCGAAAGCUCAGCAGGCUCUGAAUGCUCUUGAGUCCAUGACAUCGAGUAAGCAGUAUGUUGAGUACCAGGAUCAGAUAUCACAAGCCGCCCAGUUUAUAAAGCAUCCUGGCCAUUGCCUCCAAGAUGGGAAAAUCUUCCUGGCUCUUCUCGUUAACUGUUUGUAUCCAGAAGUGCAUUAUUUGGACAACAUACGAUAGCGGUACUGAGGCUCUUGAAAACCCCCUUGCUGUUUAUGUUUACAUUUAACUUUGCUGUUGCACAAGUAACUUUGCUCAGUGUCACUGCAGAGCUCAGUUUGGCCAACGAGUAGUUGACUGAAUGUGAGUGUGGAGGCGUUAGAUAAUUCUGUGUGGUGUGUGUAUGUUUUCUUACCUCUUAAAACUUUGUGGGGACUUUGUAGUUUUUAUGUUCAUCCACAAGAGAAACUUACGGAGUUCCACUUGGGUACAGAGCCACUCACAGUUGCCAAAUGUCCCAGUCAUCUCACAAGAGCUCCGGAUGGAGUUCUCUGUCUGUCUCCCCCGCUGUCUCACCUUUUUAUUUAAAUGUUAAGACUCCUGACCAGAUCUGACGACUUUGGGAGUCAUGUAGAACCCUCACUUUGGAGCCCUGUUUGUGUUCUUCCAAAGUAAAAAAGUCAACUUUGAAGAUUUCUGCAUUUCUCAAAUAUAGGGAAAUACAGUAGCUUUAAUGUAUUAUUUCUCUUAGAAGGGAGAUAAAGUGAGUGAUGUGUAAAACGUGUCCCUUGAUCCUGAUCAUAGUGGAUAGCAGAGAUGGCGACAGGUCCAUUUCCAUCCAGUCACAUGUCCUCAUGGAGAAGGAGCCACCUAUCUGAAUUGGGCAUGCCAGCUGGGUGGGCUGGGAGCAGCGUGCUGUGCACGGGGGGUUCUGUUUGGUCCACGCGGUGGGGCGCACAGGCAGGGCCGACCCCCUCCAGUCACAGAGUCCCUGCAUGCCCUCGGAUGCUGCCCCCAGCCUCAUUCACAGCACCUUCUCAGCCCCUUGGACGUGACUCUGUUCCCUGCUUGUGUUUUCACUCCAUAUUUAAACUCAAAUGAAGCUCAUGGACCUGCCGAGACGCUUGUUCAUGGACACAGGGUCAGGUCAGAACUACUGAAGUUUGGCUUUUUUUCAGUAGCCACGUGCCUUUUGUUGUUAACAGUUCGUUCAUUACCAAAGCCUGUGUGUAACGUUGCCUUGUUCUGUUGCCAUCUUGUUGCUCAUUCAGUUUCCCCCAGGAAUAGCAAUGUGACUUCUGUCAUCAUAUUCAUAAUUCUGUCAGCUCAAAAUGGAUUUGGUUUGUACAGCUUGCAUAUGUGUCUUUGUUUACACCUUGCCUAUAGCCCAAGAAUAUUUACCUAAAAAUGUUUAAACAGCCAUCGAGAGCUUUUGGUAGGGGAAUACGGAUAUAGUUAACAGUGGUAAUCUCUUCUCAAAUUUCCUUUUGGAAUGCUUUCCCCAAUCUUUGGAAGUCUGUAGGCACCCUUCUUUAUUCUGAACUUGUUUUUUGUUUUUCUUUUCUUUUUUUUUGAGACAGAGUCUCACUCUGUUGCCCAGGCUAGAGUACUGUGGCGUCAGCCUAGCCCACAGCAACCUCAAACUCCUGGGCUCAAGCGACCCUCCUGCCUCUAUUCCAAACUUCUUUAGUUGGACAGAACAAUUCUGCCUCACAGACAUGCUUUGGAGCUCUGACAAAGAACAUCCCUGUUCAGUGUCUUGAGUUUUAGAGACCACGAAGUGUCCAUCUCAGAGGGACAUUUCUCAGCUUCCCUUGUUUUUGCGUCCCUCCAUUUUCCAAAUCAGUUAUCUUGUUCUGUGUAUAAGAAAAGUUUAGAAGCUGUGGACAGCUUAAUUGGCUGAUUUGGCAACAAUGAUUUUAUGACAGGAAAUAUUUUAUGUGCUGUUUUCCUUGAGGAGGUUGUAAUUAUUGAUAUCCUAGAAUGUGAAAUUUUUGACAGUAUGUACAUUUUAAAGAAUUAUGAUUCACUGUUAAUUUUUGAAAGUUUGUAAUAUAAUGUAUUCGGUCUGUAAAAAAUUAUAAAAAAUAAAAUCAAUCUUUGGUUGUAACCGACAAGAAUCCAAAUUAUAGAGAUAUCGCACUAUCUGGUAAGGUAUUUCACUUGUUAAAGGUGAUAUCGAUUUUCAUGCCUCAUGUCAUCUAAUUUGUUGACAUUGUAACUUGAUUAUCAGAGGUGGUCAGUAAAAGUGCUUCUUCUUUAACUCCAUCAUGCUUAAUGUCAGGAGUUGACUUGACUCAGUGGUUCCUGAGAGAAACUCAGGGCUCAGGGAGUGCUGUAAAGACACCCAGGCAAUUCAGAACGUGGCCGCUGUUGUGGCCUGCUGGGGAAAGGGCAGCAGCUAGACCAGCCUGCCCAUCGGCCUGCAGGGGUAACGAGCCUCUGCUUGAAAAAACUGUUGGCCUCCAGAGAGCGCAGGGUCACAGUUUCAGAUAUAGCGGUGGGUGCUGCACAUCGGUAUUGGGAUCGAGCAGGACCAAGGCCAGCCUUGCGGACCAGGUUGUGUAGAGAGUGAACUGCUGUGCGCUGCACCCUUCCCCACACGGCGGCCAGCCCUGGCAGUGGGCUCAGAUGAGGAUGCCUGACAGCCUCCUGGGAGCAGGAGGACGCAGCGUUCUGGUGGCCAGGAAAAGCAUCUCUCAGCGAAUCUGUCCAUCAGUCCCCACCCUGCGAUGCACAGGUGGGUCAGAGAGGCAUUACAUCUCCACAUUGUGUUGCUGCAUCGCCUAACCAGGGCAGUGAGGGCACAACGCUGGAAGGCACGGGAUGUGUUUGCACAGCGUGACGAUGGCAGUGGAGCCGGGACCCACCCACACAUGUUUCCGAAGCUCCUGCACACACAGGAUCUCAACUCGGAGGCACGACUUGUUUCUUAAUUUCACCAUCAGUGUGCUGGCUCGGUCAUUGAAUGCUUCUGCCCUGCUGGGGUUGUGCCCGAGUCUCCCAGUUCUUUGAAGUUGGAGGAAGCCUAGUCCAGAAAAUGAAAACCCACAGACCAGCCUAACCACCCUUCAAACCAAGUGACAGCCUCCUUGUUCUUCCCAGUCAAUCACCAAAAUCAUUGUAUCCGUGUCGUACAAGUUCUGCAUGAACCUGUCCUCCUUCCUUUUGAAUGAAGGUGAUGUACAGGUUUUCGUUUGGUUUUUAUUUUUUUAAGAAGUGAAGUCUCACUUGGUCACCCAGGCUGGA
Messenger RNA from Lemur catta (Ring-tailed lemur), 10843 nucleotides. It is a transcript of the gene EPG5, whose product is annotated as ectopic P-granules autophagy protein 5 homolog. The record is from RefSeq and is a predicted model, not a curated record. The coding region runs from base 101 to 7834 and encodes 2577 amino acids. Lineage: Eukaryota; Metazoa; Chordata; Mammalia; Primates; Lemuridae. Gene Ontology annotation, biological process: autophagosome maturation. The transcript is spliced from 44 exons. Gene Ontology annotation, cellular component: cytoplasm.